AAUUGAUAGGGUUGAGUAGAAGUGAACCUCCUCAUUUUGGUUUUGCGGGAUAAUAGAACAAAACACACAGAAGCUCAUUUGGUUUUUGCGGUCCAAACUUGAAAGCUUGAAAGCAUGGAGGAAAAUCAAAGGUUGUUUCUUAUGGCGUCACCGUUACAAGGGCACAUAACGCCGUUACUCCACCUGGCAGACAUCCUGUUCUCGAAGGGGUUCUCCAUCACCAUCGUCCACACCCUCUUCAACUCCCCCGACCCUGCUUCCUACCCUCACUUCGAUUUCCGCUCCAUCUCCGAUGGGUUAUCCCAAACGGAAGCCUCCACGCUCGACGCCGUGCACCUCACCGACCUCAUCAAUGUCCGAUGCAGAAACCCUCUCAGGGACUUAUUGGCUGCGGCGCUGUCUCAGUGUAGGCAACGUGUUCCUUGCUUCAUCGCCGACGCUGCCCUUCAUUUCACUCAAACCGUGUGUGAUGAGUUGAAGCUCCCGCGCCUUGUUCUCAGAACUGGUGCUGCUUCCUCUUUUCUUGUUUUUGCCUCCUUUCCUCUCCUUAGACAAAAGGGUUACCUCCCCGUACAAGAAUCUCGAUUGGAGGAGCCUGUGGUGGAUCUUCCACCGCUUAAAGUGAAAGACCUUCCUAAGUUUCCGUCACAGGACCCCGAGGCAUUCUAUAAGCUAGUUUGUCGUUUUGUUGAGGAAUGCAAGGCAUCUUCGGGGGUUAUUUGGAACACCUUUGAAGAGUUGGAAUCAUCUGCAUUGACAAAACUGCGCCAAGAUUUGUCCGUACCAAUGUACCCUAUAGGUCCUUUUCACAAACAUUGUCUUACAGGUUCAACUUCUUCUACUAGCUUGUUGACCCCAGACAAAAGCUGCAUGUCUUGGUUAGACACACAAGAACGUCGAAGUGUUGUUUAUGUGAGUUUUGGGAGUAUUGCAGCUAUAAGUGAGGCCGAGUUCUUGGAGAUAGCUUGCGGGUUAGCCAACAGCAAGCAACCAUUCUUGUGGGUGGUUCGACCUGGGCUAAUUCAUGGCUCAGAAUGGCUUGAACCAUUGCCAAGUGGAUUCCUAGAGAAUUUGGGAGGAAGAGGCUACAUUGUCAAAUGGGCUCCUCAAGAACAAGUGCUGAGCCAUCCUGCAGUGGGAGCAUUUUGGACUCAUAAUGGUUGGAACUCAACGUUGGAGAGCAUAUGUGAAGGGGUUCCAAUGAUUUGUAUGCCUUGUUUUGCUGACCAAAAGGUCAAUGCCAAAUAUGCAAGCGAUGUUUGGAAGGUUGGGGUGCAUUUACAGAAUAAGCUAGAGAGAGGAGAGGUAGAGAAGACCAUAAAAAAACUAAUGGUUGGGGAUGAAGUGAACGAGAUUAGAGAGAAUGCCUUCAAUUUGAAGGAAAAGGCAAGUGUUUGCUUGAAACAAGGUGGUUCGUCUUACAAUUUCCUUGAUAGCUUGGUUAGUGACAUAUUUUCGCUGGAGUCUUCUACUUCUAAAGCUCAUUGAUUUCUCUACAACAGUCAAUUACAUGUAAUGCAGAAGGUAACUUAGUAUAUGUACAACAAUCACUGAACAGAACAAUCAAAUACUGAUAUAGCACAUAAUAUCCACAACCUUUUACUCUUGCCUUGUCUACAAUUUAAAUAUUUUUUGCUUAUCCAUGAGUGAAUCUUCAGUUUUCUCAGUUCAAAUGUAUUUUCUACCAGUUUUUUGCAUAUAUUCCAUUUGAUUUAUGUUCUAAGUUGUAACAUUAAAGAUUAAGUUUAUACUCUAUAAUCGUAUUCUCUAUAAAUUGAUGUAUGUUCA
This is a messenger RNA of Cajanus cajan (pigeon pea), 1788 nucleotides long. RefSeq names its product UDP-glycosyltransferase 76F1. The record is from RefSeq and is a predicted model, not a curated record. Lineage: Eukaryota; Viridiplantae; Streptophyta; Magnoliopsida; Fabales; Fabaceae. Gene Ontology annotation, molecular function: quercetin 7-O-glucosyltransferase activity; quercetin 3-O-glucosyltransferase activity.